Messenger RNA from Anopheles merus, 7158 nucleotides. RefSeq names its product polycomb protein Sfmbt-like. Gene Ontology annotation, molecular function: zinc ion binding. NCBI's taxonomy places the organism in Eukaryota, Metazoa, Arthropoda, Insecta, Diptera, Culicidae. The record is from RefSeq and is a predicted model, not a curated record. Gene Ontology annotation, cellular component: nucleus. The coding region runs from base 523 to 4788 and encodes 1421 amino acids. The transcript is spliced from 10 exons. Gene Ontology annotation, biological process: regulation of DNA-templated transcription; heterochromatin formation.
UGUGUCCCAAUGUGCAAUUGCUGUAGCUCCAAUUAAAUGUACUUCUUUCAUCAGCAAAAUAAAACAGGACCAUUCCAAUGAAUGAAAUAUUUGUGUUGUUUUCUAGUACCGAAAUCUGGUGUUUUCGAUUAGCUGCAAGACAUUAUACACAUACCCGAAUGAAAAGAUCGGAAAGAAAAUUUCGUUACCGUUCGCUAUUUUGAAUACAUGCGACCGUGUACUGUCACAUUUGACAUUCGAUCUGGUGACCAGCAAAAUGCCACUGACGCACCUCGCAGCUAACAACCUCGAUGAAAUCACCUUUCCUGUAUACAUGCCAGGUGCAUUCCGAAAACAAUAGCACCGAACUUCGCGUAGUAACAAUUCAAUCCACUCGCAGUUAUCUCGUAAGCACGCGACAUCAUUAGCACUGGCGAAUGCAGAUAGCACGAGAGACGGCUUGGGAAGCGAGGAUUUCAUGCGUGUGGCUGCUCUGCUGAGACGGAAAAACGCAAGCUCGAUAUGCCUUGCUAGGCUUUAACUAUGAAUGUUUUCAAUCGAGUGCUGCCUAGUAUGAAUCCUCAAGAGUUCGGUACUAUGGUUUGGAUGGGACAGCUUGCAUCACCGCUUGAUGAGAACUUAACCAACUACUACGGACCACCGGUAACGAGCGUCAUGGAAGACAUCACACAGCAGACCCAUGCUAUGGACAUGAAUCCCGCUGCCAUCAGCUCACUAAUCAGUGAAUAUAACGGACAUAUGUCGGCCAUUCCAACAACUUCCGGUUUGGCCGCGGUGCCAAAUGCUGCCGAGGCACUGGCGCUAACUAAUCCGGAAUUGUUCAAUAUUCAGCAGCAGCAGCAGCAGCACCAGCAUCAGCAGCAGGCGCAACAGCACCAACAGUUACUGCAACAGCAGCUUGCUUUAAGUGGAUAUGGAUUUUUAGAUCAAACCAGUGCAUUAUCAGCCGCAAACAGUGUUUCGCCGGACGGCACAUCAUCGGCCACAGGCAUUGGACCACCGGCUCUAGCCGGUGUUGGUAUGCGUCUGAUGGAUGGAAGUGGGAAAUUUGCAAUCGACGGUAGGGAACUGGCGGCAGCGGCGGCAGCAGCGGCUGCGGCAACAGCGUCUCCCUCGGACGAAGAUGGGAACAACGAAGGAUUAGAGGGUCCCGGAGAUGAUGACGAUCAUCCUUCGCUGCAAAGCUAUGGACAGUAUCAGCAGUUAAUGAACAAUGGGACGGGUAGCGAUUUCCUUUCCGUUGCGCGUCAGGACAUCAUGCUUCCUUACAAGCUGUUAAACGAUACGCAUAUGCUGCAAUCCCACUUUCUCGACUAUGACGGUAUGGCCGAUGCGUCUAACAGCAACAGUAGUAAUAGCAACAGUCGUUGCAGUCCUGGCGCGACGGCAACCAUGGACGUAGAUCAACACAAUGUUGCCUCGAAUCCAUCUCAGUCGCGAUUCCAUCAGCAACGACAAGAAGCAGCUAACAGUGGUGGUGCGGCUUAUCCAGUGGGAAUGUAUGGUGGUACGAUGCCGGUUGAACGGUACCCGAGCAAGAAAAUUAGACCAGUGAAGAGGCCUGGCCUUGUACUAAAAACUCCAAUAGCUUACAAAGGUGACAUAGAUCCGUCGGUGAUUCCUAUACAACGCGAUGGCAUGGUUCAUUUAUUUCAAUCACACCCACAUCAAACUGAAGCGAGCGUAAGAAAAGUUUUUCGAAAAUGUAUCCUUCGUAUUCUACCUUCAUCAAUCUGUGAAAAAUGCGGAGCCAUCGGAGUAAAGCAUUCAUUUUAUACAAAGCAAAGACGUUUCUGUAGUUUGGCAUGUGCUCGCUCGUUCGAAUCACUUCGCGUGUUCAGUGCACCGUUCCGAUCAGGAUCCGGAAUCAAAGCAUCCGGAACGGUAAACGACGACAGCAAACAUAUCGCCACGUCUUCUUCGUCGACCGAGGCAUCCAAUAUUGGUCUAUUAUCCUGUCCGCCUGACCAACUAAUAGACGAUUCGCAUUCAUCAACUGAAGAGUUGGACACCAAACGUGUGCCGUUACAGCAACUACACCAGCAACAAGAACAAGUACAAACAAUCGGUUAUCGAUUCAAGAUGUCUGGAACAUCUCUUACCCAACCGAAUACUAACAGUGGCGGAGGUAUCAAUAGCAAUAUUAGUAGUCACGAUGACAGCAGUAUCACAAACAAUAUUAUGCAUGGAGGCAAGAUGGUUGGAGGGACAGGCAUUCUGCAGGAGAUACUGCCACAGGAGGAGAUUCCCCAGUUGCCCAAAGGAACCCGUUUACCUUCGCCAUGCCCCCAAGACGAUCGUAUCAACAGCAUACGUAGGAAACCGAACGAGUUUCACAACUCUUAUGAUUGGACGCAAGCGUUAGCAGAUCCAAAGUUCUAUGCAGCACCAGUCACCUGUUUCAAACACGCUCCUGGUUAUGAAAUGUGGCCAAACGUCGUGAUCGGGAUGAAGGUGGAGGUAGAAAACACAGACUGUGAUGUUCAACAGGCACUGAUCGGGGGAAUGCCGCACAGUUUCUGGGUUGCGACAGUGCUACGCAUUUGUGGUUAUAAGGCCCUGCUUCGCUACGAAGGGUUUGAUUCGGACUCGUCGAAAGAUUUCUGGGUUAAUCUAUGUUCAGCAGAAGUUCAUCCGGUGGGAUGGUGUGCGACACGCGGGAAGCCUCUGAUACCACCAAAGAGCAUUGAAAAACCGUCCCCCGAUUGGAAAGAGUUUCUCGUGUCGAGGCUUUCAAAUGCGCGUACUCUUCCCUCGACUUUCUACAAUAAAAUCAGCGACAGUUUUAAAUCUCGAUUUCGCGUUGGUUUGAACCUGGAGGUGGUGGAUAAAAAUCGUAUCUCGCAAGUAAAACUGGCAACCAUCAGCAAGAUAAUCGGCAAGCGAUUGUACGUUCGGUACUACGAUAGCUCACCGGAUGACUACGGUUUUUGGUGUCAUGAGGACUCCCCACUGAUACAUCCAGUUGGUUGGGCAACAACAGUGGGACACAACCUGGCAGCACCCGAGGAAUACAUGGACAGGAUGAACGCGGCUAGUGAUCAAAUAUUGGAACCGCACGAAGAUGAUGCUACAAUGGACCUAUUCAAGACCAACUUCCAGUUCGAAGAGUACUGUUUCGAUGGCAAACAAACAGGUUUCGAGGAAAACAUGAAGCUGGAAGCGGUAGAUCCGUUAAAUCUUUCCUCGAUCUGUGUAGCCACAGUAAUGACAGUGUUGAAGUUCGGCUACAUUAUGGUUCGUAUCGAUUCGUACGAUCCGGACGUGAAUGGGGCCGAUUGGUUUUGCUAUCACGAAAAGUCACCCUGCAUUUUCCCGGUUGGGUUCUGUGCGAAGAACAAGAUUACUCUAACACCACCAAAAGGGUACGAUCUUAACACGUUUACCUGGGAGCAGUAUCUACUGGAUACCAAUAGCAAACCGGCCACGGAGGACAUCUUUCAUCGAGAUCAAAUUCGGCAACGGUUUAAGGAGGGAAUGAAAUUGGAAUCUGCCGAUCUCAUGGACCCUAGACUGAUAUGUGUAGCAACGAUUGCACGCGUGGUUGGACGUUUGUUAAAGGUGCAUUUUGAUGGAUGGGAAGAAGAGUACGAUCAGUGGUUGGAUAGUGAAAGCCCCGACAUCUAUCCAAUUGGUUGGUGUGUACUUGUGGGACACAAGUUAGAAGGGCCCCGUAUUUUGCCGAAAGUCGUACCGACACAAAAAAUUUCUCCCAAAACGACGAAAAAGGGCAAACGAAAGAAGAAGCUAAAGGUGGAGCCAUCGCAUGAUGACGAAAUAAGAGGUUGUACAUAUUAUAUUGAUAACUUUACAGCUCAACCUGCUCCGACAACACGUACGGCAAGAAUCAAAAAGGAACAAGAGCACUUUGAGCAACAGAAAUUACUGGCAGCGAAUCCGGCCCAAUUUGACUACAGUUCUCUUGGACAAAUAGUCACGUCCGAUUUGGGCGGUCAGCUAUCUCAACAGUAUUCGAGUGACAACAGUGCUUCACUGCUAAUGGGAAGUCAACUGCAAAUGCAACAAAAUCAACAACCAUCCGAGCUAGCAGCAAUGGGAUUGAGUGGAGACGUCACCGGCACAUCGCCCGCUUUGCACACAUUCAUAAAGAACGAACCAAAUCACAACACAACAGCUUCCCUGCUCAGUGGAACGAGCUUGCUGGGCCCAAUCUUCGAUCAUUCGUCUAGUGGGACCGCUGGAACGGCUACCACCACAACGGGUAACAUGAUCGACCAAGACGAUAUCGAUAUGCGCACAGAGGACGAGGAUGGUGAGUCCAGUUCCGCCACCGGACUUCCAUCCACUGCACCAUCUUCCGAGAUAGCGGACAACGAGACAGACAAGACUAUACCACGAUUAAUUCAACAUGAUUCAGCAAACAGUGGAGCGUCGCCGGAUUCAAUCGGUGGCGGUGUCGCAGGCGGAUCGUGCAACUCGAACGGAAGUAAUUCUGGAGCUAUUGUGGCAGGUUCAUCGAACUCGUCUUCCUCCUUCGGUAUGGCAGUUACGAACAGCGGACAAAUUAUGCCAGAAAGCUGGGAAGUGAAAGACGUUGCCACCUUUCUUACUAUAAAUGACUGUGCCGUUCAUGCCGAGCAGUUUGUGCAGAAGGAUAUUGACGGUAAGCGUUUGCUCGAGCUCAGCAAGGACGAUAUCAUUACACUGCUAAAUCUGAAAGUAGGUCCGGCGCUUAAAAUUUUCGAUCUCAUUCAGCAACUGAAGUGUAAAAUCGAUCCGACCAAGUUACGCCACCUUUCGAAAGCAACGGGAAAAAAGUUUUUGUAGUAACUAUCUUUGAAACACAAGCUUUGUCGCCUUGGAGAACAAACCACGCAUGCUACGAUGAGGGUUGACGGUACUGCGCAUUUUUGGCUUGUCAUCAUUUUUGUUUGGUUUUAAUUAAUUUGUUUGAUGCGCAUAAACCGCGUUUUGGAGGAUUUUUUGUAUAUCCAUGUGCGAGGGGGAAGGGGGUGGGGCAUAUAUUUUUCUUCAACUGCAACUUAAUCGUGUGCAAUCAUAAAUUUCUGUUUCCGGUAAUUAAUUUUCUAACUCUUUUCAUCGUUCGAUCUUACAUGUGUAGUUGAACACAGAUGCAACUUAUCAUUUAUACUAUUAUCAGGUUUUUAAUGUAGAAUUCCUCAUUUAGUUGAGUUUUUAUUUUUGAAAUUCAUUUUAUGAAUUGAAUGUGAGUGUAUUGCCCAGUGAAAUAGGGGGAACACUGUUCUAACAUUAGAAUUUUGUUUUUUUUUAAGCUAUUUUGAAUACGAUGUAAUUUCACUGUGGCUAUUGGAAAUUUUGGAAUUGUUGGAAGCUAGCAUUAUUUUUAUACCAAUACUGGUAGUGAAGGUAGUAUAAACUAAUUGCUUUGAACACUAAUAUAAAUUUUGUCAACCAAGUUCAAUGUCGAUGAACCUUAUUAUUCGUCGACUAUUGACAAUUGAAUCGCCCGCGUAAACCUGUUACGGUGAAGGUGCACAAUGUUAUUAAUUUGUAGGUCGCAGCUAAAUAUUUCAAGAUUCAAGUCAUUAGUUUCACAAAUGCUUGUUAAAUCAAAAUUAUUUUCAGUGAAACAGGAAAUUUGGAGAAACAGGAGGAGCCGUUUUACACAUUUGAUUAAUCUAGCAAGAAAAUAAUACAAAUACAAUUAAUCAACUUGCUGUGGACAUAAACCACAUAUGUUAACACAACAGGAACUCACGAAUCAGGGAAUGUUAUGCAGCAAUCAAACAUGGAAGUAUGGUGGCCUCUACUAAUAAGCCGUGAUUAAAGGACUAUCAACAGUCAAACCAAUAAGUCCAACAAACACCAUGCCUAUAACGAUUUGUAUGUAUGAAUUUUAGUGCACUAUGAAACCAAAUACAACACUGUUCCCGAGUUACGCAUCCUUUCCAAUCGGCGCUAUGCUGUUUUCCAAAUUUCACAGUUCUUGGAGCAAAUUGAACUGAUUGGUCACAUGAAUUAUCCAAAUGCAUUACGAACUGCCUGUUAGCUGAAAUUAAAAAAAAUCACAAAAGGAAUAAGUUGAAUUUCUGGACGAGAGUCACAUAAAACAAUAAUUUAAUAUCAAUUUCAUUGCAAACAAACAACUCCCUUUUAUUGAAAUAUCUACCACUGUCGAGGUAUUUAGGCUGAACAAACGAAACUCAACAUACGCGUAUGAAAUAGUUACGCAGUUCAUUUUGGAUCGCUUUAACUGCGCAACCGCGCUCGGUUUGAGCAUUUUCGAGAGAAUUUAACAAGGCAAAUGAUAUCGCAAGUUCUUCAAAAAUCACAAGCAUAACUUUUUGGGCCUGCAGAUGUUGCUGGAUAAUCUAUCCUUGCUUGCCAUAAGAAUAUUUGGUCAGAUGAGGCAAUUUUUCGUACAAAGCCUUCGAAGUGUGGAAAUUGUAAAAUUUUGAUCGAUUGCAAUAUUGAUAAUAUAACGGGUUGUUUCUCCGUUAUACUAUAAUGGCGUAUUUUAAUGCUAGUACAAUUGAAGGCAAGGAACAUAUGUUUCCUUAGCACAAAUUCGGUUUUAGUCUCUGUUCCGGUACGUAGAGUGUGCAGAAGCUCCUGGUCGGUGACACCAAACAAUUUUCAAGAUUAAAGCACACAUUUAACGCAAUGAAUAUAAUGAUUAACUCAAAUCAAAGCACUUUAAACUGCAAUAACUUCUCGUUCAGUUUGCAUAUGUAAUAAUCUGCGUAAUAAGAAAGGAAGAAAAUGGUUUUAAUGGUUAACGGAUGGAGUUUAGUUUGAGUUAAUUGUAGCGCAGAAAGUUUUCUUUAUUCGAAUCAUAGUGUAAAGACUUAUUCAUUUUACAACGGUUGUCUCGCUUAAAUUGUCGCCGGACUGAAAUGUCUGAAGUAGAUAUUAUAUUAGGUAUAUUAUUGAUUCCCAAUGCGGCAGUGGUAGAAAUUGAAACAACAAACACAAUGUACUAACACUGAGUGAGUGGACAUCAUAGUUAAGCGUUGAUAGACAACAAAACAACAAUUGUACAGUCAUUUUUAGGAUAUAAGACAAUAGAAUGAUCAGUAAAGCACGUGUAUAAGGUUAGAUUAUGUACAACACGUUAAGAUGAGAAAACUCCUAAAAAGUAUCGAAUGUGCGGUAAUUGAGGGGUUCUGUGCGAAUAAAAACGCAUGGUUGAAUAAAUAUUUUAUUAAAAAAUUA